This is a messenger RNA of Striga asiatica, 1914 nucleotides long. The record is from the annotation of a GenBank genome assembly. NCBI's taxonomy places the organism in Eukaryota, Viridiplantae, Streptophyta, Magnoliopsida, Lamiales, Orobanchaceae.
AAAAAAAGGUAGACUUGAAGUAGUAAAUGAGAUUAUGAGAAUCACUUCAAAAUUGUCUUCAUGAAUCAUGAGUUUCUUUUUGGACUAUGAUAAAACUUAUGAAAAUCAUAAUGUCAUUUGAUUAUAUUAAUGUCUUCAUUCAAAGUUUGUGUCUUCACCACUACUGAUUUUCGGCGUUUGUUUAAAUUAUUUUGCCUACAAAUAAGAAAGAAACUAUUUGUAUUUUCUCUUGCAGUUAAUUGGCUUACUCGCCAUAGGCGAAGAUGAUUUUUCUUUCUUUUUUUCAUUAAAGACAUGUUGCCGGCGCUAAACAAGAAAAAUCGCUGUUUGGUCAUUUGGUCGAACACCUUAUGUGCACACCAUUGGACAGUGUUUCUUUUGGCUUAUUCAUCAAAGAUACAAUAAAUUACUCCCAAACCAAUGGAGCUUAACCAUUUAGAUCCCGAGUCCGAGGAUGUAGAUAAGGAGUUGCCCGUGCAGAGAAAUCUCGAGGAGAACGGCUUUCACCACUUACAUUAUCCAUCUUCAGUUAGAAAAAAAGCUUACAUUUUCGACGGUGAUGGCAAUUACUACAAUAAGGAAUGGGAUCUUGCACAAGGCACAGGCAAUGAGUUCUGUUGGUACCAUGUCGAACUCCCGAAAGGCAAUCAAAAGCUAGCCCAACUCGCACAGUACCUUAUCGAUGUCCUUUGCCCUCCCCUCAAGCUCCAAGACAUACUCUCGCUUGUUAGCAAUGGGCCGUUUUGCGGGCACGUUGAUGGGGCCCUCGUUUUCAGGGUAAAUUCACCUGGGCCCGCCUCAAGCAAGUUUACUUUUAGGAUUGCUGCAAGAAUUACCGAGGGCUCGGUCAUUACUGUUUCGUUGGGCCGGGUUCCAAGAUUGGGCUUUUCGCCUGCGAACGAGUCUUUGCUGUCUGAGAUUCCGGUUGUUGAGGGUUCUAGCCGUGGGGGUGGUGAAAAUGAGGGUCCGGGUGGUAUUGUGAUUCGAGAACAUGUAUUGGAUUUUCUCCUGACGAUGAAUCAUUCGGAAGAGGCAGAUAAUCCGGUGCCUAGGAAGGUCUCGAAUCUCGUUGUUCAUGUUGUGGAUACACAUGUGGAUCACCUUCAGGACCUCGUGACGAAGCUCGAGAUUGAGCUGGAUGCUGUCGAGUUUGAGUUGGAUAGAGUGGAAUGUAUAAUCUGGUGCUUUGGGAGAAAAAAAGAAGAUGCAAAACUUUCUAAGUCUUGGUGUUGUGAUUAUGUGAACAUAACUUGGUAUAGUUUUCCUAAUUCAUCUGCUAUAUUACUGGAAAGCUGUGACCUUGACAUGGAAGAGAGCUUUUUGCUCCCUUUUUUGCAUCUGUUUAGUGAUUUACUUUGGAAAUUUGAAGAAAUACUUCAUGUCAGUUGGUUUGUUGUGAAAAUUGGUGGCUUUGCUUUGAAAAAACAAUUAUUAGAUGACAGGAAAUUUCCAAAAAUGCAUCUCGACUUGCAACGUCUUUUGCAGGUGAUUGCACAUGGCGAACAAGUAUUCCCCCGAGUUAAGGAAAAGUGUUCGUCAAAAGAAUGGUUUGCGAGUGAAGACAUUAAUGCCUUAGAGGAAUUGAUUGGACGGAUAAGGAGACUAAAGGAGAAUGUCGGAUUUAUAGCUAAUCGUGUGACGGCAAUUCAGGCAGGCCUGGACAGCUGGCAGGCCGAGCAGAUUAAUCGAAAAUUAUACUAUCUUUCAUUCCUCUCCAUCAUAUUUCUGCCCUUAUCCAUAAUUACCGGAGUGUUUGGGAUGAAUGUCGGUGGAGUUCCAUGGACAGGACAAAGGGACCCUGAACUGAAAGACGGGUUUCGUAAUGUAAUGAUUCUCUGUUUGGCAAUGCUGAUAAUCAUUCUAUUGUGCUUCCUUUUUCCGGCACUUUAUAAAGGUAUUGAGCAUAGGUUAUGA